Pediculus humanus corporis (human body louse) is the source of this 1722-nucleotide messenger RNA. RefSeq lists its product as uncharacterized. The record is from RefSeq and is a predicted model, not a curated record. NCBI's taxonomy places the organism in Eukaryota, Metazoa, Arthropoda, Insecta, Psocodea, Pediculidae. The coding region runs from base 1 to 1722 and encodes 573 amino acids. The transcript is spliced from 6 exons.
AUGAAGUCAACUCCAAAUUCUGCAAUGGCGGACAUAUCUGUUCCCCUCCAAAAGAAUGUUGCCCUUUGGGAUGCUGUCUUGUAUUUGCUUCUCCAGGCUAUCGUCCAACAAAAUCUCAAACUCCUGAAACUUCAUCGAUGCCAAAUUUUUUCCUUUGGAACCACUGGCUCUUUUGGGCAUUAUUCGUCCUGUUAUUCUUUAUUGUUAUGUGCGGAUGUGGAUUAUGGAAACGACGCCAAUUUUUAUCAAAUAGAUUAUGUCGCCGAAGAAGUGACGUCUAAACCUGACUUGUACCCUUUGGUAAUAAGUUACAGAUCAGAAAAUGGUCCGCUUCCAACCGGAAGUUCUAAAAAUCCAGUUAAUCCAACAACUUUUGUUUCCAACACGGUACAAGAAGUAGAUUCAAAUUAUCCUCCCAGUUACGAAGAGUCAAGAAUGGGCGAUAGAAAUUAUUCCCAGAUGCAAUCCGUGAACGAAAUGACACAAAGAGAACAAAUAAAUACCUAUUUGCCUCAGGAACAAAAUAUUGGAAAUAAUGGGAGCGAGCAAAUAAGUAUAGACAUGCCACCGAUUUUAAAGGAAAAUAUUUACCAAAAUUUACAAAGCGUACCCGUUAGAAGACAAGAAAUAUUAAAUGCGAAAGGAAACGUACCUGUGACGUUUACAAAUUCCGAAGUUUUGAAAACAACCUCGAUAAAAUCUUAUAAUAAAAUAUUAAAAGAAGAUAGAUUUAGUCAUGCACCGAUAAAAACAUUUAAAAGAAAUUUGAAAACAACCGCGUUAUCAAAUUCUGCAGAUUCCAUCAGGGGUAGAGGAAAUCAUCAACCCCAUCAAUAUUCUUCGGAUGUUAUUUUAGCUCAACCCCAAAGCUACUGCGAAUCUAAUAACGAUUUACAUUACGAUUCUUCUGAUAUAUUAGCCAAUACCCAUCACUACCUUCGUCGCGUGAACGAUAGUUAUUCUUCGGAGGACAACCUAUCACAACCAAGAGGAUCACUACAAGAUUUCGUUUCUUCUGACGGUUUGUCACAUUCACAAUUUUCAAAUCUCGAAAUAAAUAAUUUUUCAACGAGUUCGGAAGUUAGCUCUUUGCAAGGAUGCGGAAGUCCAGAUUCACCCCCACAAGCAAUAAGUCCAACGGGAGAAUUUCGUAAUCUUUUGGAAAAAAUUCAACAACUUCCAAAUCAAAAGGAUGGUAAUAAAUAUCCGGACGCGAAAUCUCAUGAAUAUUUAAAUUACGAUGCCGCUUUGUCUUUGAUAGAAAAUACAAAAAUGGACGACGAUGAUGAGAACAACGUUGUUAAAAUUGAUGAAAAUGAAGAUGUCGAAAGUUGUUGUCUGUUGUUAAAUGAACCCCCACAAAAUUUACAAUCAAAAUCAAAAAUUAAAAAAUUAAACGUGACGCGUCCAAGUAAAUUAUUGGGAAAACCGCGUUUUCCAAAAAGAAGUAAAACUUUUUAUACUCCAUUAUGCCACAGUGCCAUAAAUUUGGGAAAAAUUAACGCUACGAAAUCAAGCGUUUCCGCUCCUGUCACACCGAUAACCAAUUUUCCAAGUCCGGAAAAUUUUUCGUUGAAUUUUAUUUUAAAUACCAAUAAUAAUAAAAAUGGUUGUUCGAAAAAUAAUUUAGAAAAAAAAAAUUCCGAUGGAAAAUUAUUACUAUUAUACGAUGAAGAAGAUGAAGAUGAAGAAGCAGAAGAAAUUAACGAUGAAUUAUUUUAA